CCUGACGACCCGCGCACUUGAGGGCGAGACACGGAGGUGAACAAGUCACACGUCUUUGAUUUCUGAGCGAAUUUUGGUGAAGUCCGAAUUGAAUCCGCCCAACUUCAGCAGGAUGUCAACCAAACAAUUGCAAGGCAAAUGGGGAGGCUUCAGUGAUAAGGUGUUUUUUGACAACGACACCGCUACUGAUCGGGCCAGGGCUUGUUGUGUUCUGUUCCGAGAUGAGGUGGCGUUUGCUGUCAACGACGGAAAACCGUUUGCUGGAUUUGUACCCAUCUACUAUCAGACCCAAGUUGUCGCGGGGAUCAACUACAAGAUUCUGGUUAUGGUUAGUGACCAAGUUGGUGCACGUGGCCAUGUGAUGAUGGAGGUGUUCUGGCCCCCGGGACCAAAGGCCAUGCCUGAGCUGACAUGCGCCAAACGUGAAUAGAGAGGUCGACUUCCCGGCCACCAGUUCGUUUCACAAAUUUACUGUGUUUAAUAGUCAGAUUACUACUGUAACGGCAACUUUAUACAUGCAAGAUGCAUAAAGGAAAGGUUUUCAAGUAUUUUCCAUCAAAAUGAGUCAACAGAAUGCAUGACUUAAACUCAGUGAAUUGUGAACGUAAUCAAACUGCUUUGAUCUUUAGCAACUUUCAUUGACAGGCCUAGGUAUGCCAGCACUUAGCAAAAUCUAUUAUUUUCGCUGUCGUUCAAACUAUAAAGAAAGCCGUGAGUUACUACUAACUACACAAACAACAUAGUCGCCUUUUCUGUGUUCAGAUGUCACCAGAUGCUUAGUUUAUGCCAUAUCAAACUUUAGUUGCACAUGUGUUAACUUGGCAUGGUAUAAAGGACUUUCUAGAUUGACUUUGCCCGGCUGUGGUGAAAUCUUCAAUAAAAUGGAAAA
Molecule: messenger RNA, 889 nt
Organism: Branchiostoma belcheri (Belcher's lancelet)
Lineage: Eukaryota; Metazoa; Chordata; Leptocardii; Amphioxiformes; Branchiostomatidae
Exons: 4
Coding region: 113-430 (105 amino acids)
Source: RefSeq, a predicted model, not a curated record